AUGGGGUUGGCAGCAGAUCUAUUCACUAAUCCAAUUUUUAAUAUUCUUGGGAGUGUUGAAUGCUUCUCUCACUUAACAAAGAGACAAGAAAGUGAGGACGUAAUCCUCACACAUGUACUCCCCCUCUACCUCGAGUUUGCCCUCGUUGCUUUGGACAAUUUUUUUACAGGGCCACGGCUUUGGAAUGCUGCUGUUCCAGCUGCCUAA
This is a messenger RNA of Dovyalis caffra, 207 nucleotides long. NCBI's taxonomy places the organism in Eukaryota, Viridiplantae, Streptophyta, Magnoliopsida, Malpighiales, Salicaceae. The record is from the annotation of a GenBank genome assembly.